Cheilinus undulatus (humphead wrasse) is the source of this 1167-nucleotide messenger RNA. RefSeq names its product peptidylprolyl isomerase H (cyclophilin H) (gene ppih). Gene Ontology annotation, molecular function: peptidyl-prolyl cis-trans isomerase activity. NCBI's taxonomy places the organism in Eukaryota, Metazoa, Chordata, Actinopteri, Labriformes, Labridae. The coding region runs from base 270 to 803 and encodes 177 amino acids. The transcript has 9 exons. Gene Ontology annotation, biological process: protein folding; protein peptidyl-prolyl isomerization. The record is from RefSeq and is a predicted model, not a curated record. Gene Ontology annotation, cellular component: intracellular membrane-bounded organelle.
GAAAAGUAAAAUGUGCGUUAGUGUGUAGUACAGCCAGAAGUACAGGCAAACUAAACAACCACUUAUCAACGGAAAGCGAGUCGGUGGUGCAUUCAUCCAAGACAUCACAAUCGCACGUUCUUAUGACUUUUGUCCACAACUGCGAACCGUAGCUUGUCUCUCCUGAGUUGCCGUAGAUCAUCGCAGCGCAUAUGCUUGAGAUUGAAACGUCCACGAUUUGUCCAACACAACGUUUCUAAUAAUACGCUGAAGGCAAGGGAGGCAUCAAAAUGUCCGUUCAGUCAACAAAUCCAAACAAUCCGAUUGUUUUCUUUGACAUUACUAUUGGAGGGCAGGAUGUCGGACGGAUGAAGUUUGAGCUGUUUGCUGAUGUGGUUCCAAAAACAGCUGAGAAUUUCAGGCAGUUCUGCACAGGAGAGUUCAGGAAGGAUGGUGUCCCUAUUGGUUACAAAGGUUGCACAUUCCACAGAGUGAUCAAAGACUUUAUGAUACAAGGAGGGGACUUUGUGAAUGGUGAUGGGACAGGUAUUUGCAGCAUCUACAGAGGUCCAUUUGCAGAUGAAAACUUUAAAAUGAAGCAUUCAGUGCCUGGCCUUCUGUCCAUGGCAAACAGUGGGCCAGGGACGAAUGGUUGUCAGUUUUUCAUUACCUGCACUAAAUGUGACUGGCUAGAUGGGAAGCAUGUUGUUUUUGGAAAACUGGUUGAUGGUUUGCUGAUCAUGAGAAAAAUUGAGAAUGUCCCGACAGGACCCAACAAUAAGCCCAAGCUCCCCAUCAUUAUUGCCCAAUGUGGAGAGAUGUGAUCCAACAUGUCUCCAACUGUAUAAGAACCUUGUACCCUCAGAUUCAGAUUCACGGAUGGUUUUGUUAGUCCUCUUCAAAUACUUGACCAAGUAUUUAAUUGUAUCGAUGCCUUCUCUAACUUUGUACACUGAAAGACCACUUAAAAGUCUGAAGUUCAUGAUUAUGGGUAUGUUUUGAGUCAUGUCUGACCCCACGUUACCUGUUGCAUCAAUACCUAGGAUUUCCUGGUCGAACCUGACUUGUGGGUUAAAACUCCCCAUUUGAAAUUUAAUGUUCACACAAUUGCUACUUUUUUUCACUGUAUAUGGAAACAGUUUUUUGUUAGCCUGUUGUCAGGGAUGAUCAAUAAAUAGAUUUUCUAAA